AUGCCUACACACUUAAGCAAGACUCGCAAGCAUCGCGGACAUGUUUCGGCUGGUCACGGAAGAGUAGGAAAACAUCGCAAGCAUCCCGGUGGAAGAGGUCUUGCUGGUGGACAACAUCAUCACCGAACAAAUAUGGACAAGUACCAUCCUGGAUACUUCGGAAAGGUUGGUAUGCGAUAUUUUCACAAGCAAGGCAACCAUUUUUGGAAGCCUGUGUUGAAUCUCGAAAAGCUGUGGUCUUUGAUCCCUGUUGAAAAGCGAGACGCAUAUCUCUCAUCUACAAACCCAGAUGUAAUCCCAGUCAUCGACUUAUUACCACUUGGAUAUUCCAAGGUCCUCGGAAAGGGCCGCAUCCCUAAAGUUCCCCUUGUCGUACGCGCCCGCUGGUUUAGUAAGGAAGCCGAACGGAAAAUAACUGAAGCUGGUGGCGUAGUUGAGUUGGUAGCGUAG
Blumeria graminis f. sp. triticale is the source of this 450-nucleotide messenger RNA. NCBI's taxonomy places the organism in Eukaryota, Fungi, Ascomycota, Leotiomycetes, Helotiales, Erysiphaceae. The record is from the annotation of a GenBank genome assembly.